Messenger RNA from Scophthalmus maximus (turbot), 7059 nucleotides. RefSeq names its product nuclear receptor coactivator 3 (gene ncoa3). Bases 442 to 5184 code for a protein of 1580 amino acids. The record is from RefSeq and is a predicted model, not a curated record. Gene Ontology annotation, biological process: positive regulation of transcription by RNA polymerase II; cellular response to hormone stimulus. The transcript is spliced from 25 exons. Lineage: Eukaryota; Metazoa; Chordata; Actinopteri; Pleuronectiformes; Scophthalmidae. Gene Ontology annotation, cellular component: nucleus. Gene Ontology annotation, molecular function: protein dimerization activity; nuclear receptor binding.
CAAACACCGUCCUGCCGAAGAUGGCGGAGAGUUUGUAGAGGCGUUCAAAAAAAGAAACUGCUCCACUCAAUGAAAGCGUCGAAGCCGAUGACGCCGCGGCCGGUCGGCCCCACUCCCGAGCCAAGCGGUGCAGUUUGCACUCUGACUGCAUUCGAAGUCACAUCUCAUUCAUCCCCUCGGUCCCCUCUUCUUCAACUCUGAGGAGAUGUUAAGACAUUGAGGAGACACUAGACCCUGAAUGGAGCUUGACUGGGGCUUGUACUGGCCAAGCAUUACCUCCCCAUAACCAGAGUAGAAACUACCCCCACUGUGCACUCCCUGCUCUCAGAACGGCUCCCCGCAGCCCCCUGCUCUGCUGUUUGUCCGUUUCAGGAUGUGAAGCUGACUGAGGGCUGAUGUCAUCUUUCUCCACUGCUGCAGAGGUGCUGAUAUGUGCUGAAGAUGAGUGGCAUAGGAGACAACUCAUUGGAGCCGCUGUGCUCCGACCGCAAACGUAAACUGUCCACCUGCGACACGCUAGGCUUAGGGUGUGACAAGCGUCGGAGGGAACAGGAGAGCAAGUACAUCGAGGAGCUGGCUGAGCUCAUCUCCGCCAACCUCUCCAACAUCGACAGCUUCAACGUCAAGCCUGACAAGUGUGCCAUCCUCAAGGAGACUGUGAGGCAGAUUAGGCAAAUCAAAGAGCAAGGAAAGAGUUCUUGCAGUGAUGAUGAUGUCCAGAAGGCGGAUGUGUCCUCCACUGGUCAAGGGGUCAUUGACAAGGACCAUCUGGGACCACUGCUCCUACAGGCCUUGGAUGGCUUCCUGUUCGUGGUGAACCGAGAGGGCAGCAUCAUCUUUGUGUCGGACAAUGUGACCCAGUACCUGCAGUACAAGCAGGAGGAGCUGAUCAACACCAGUGUGUACAGCAUCAUCCAUGAUGAGGACAGGGAGGAGUUUCACAAGAAUCUCCCCAAGUCCAGUGCACCAAAUGGGGCAUGGGGUGAGGCUCCCCGGCAGAAAAGUCACACCUUCAACUGUCGUAUGCUGGUGAACUAUGGUCAUGGUCCGAGUCACGGGUUGUCAGAUGAGAGACCUGGAAGCCAACGCUAUGAGACCAUGCAGUGUUUUGCCCUCACUCAGCCCAGGGCAAUGAUGGAGGAGGGAGAAGAUUUGCAGUCGUGUAUGAUUUGUGUGGCGCGACGCAUCACUGCAGUAGAGAGAACCGAGAGGUUCAGCACUCGCCAUGAACUGUCUGGUAAACUGAUUGAGAUUGAACACCAGAGCUCUCUUCACACCACUAUGCGUCCAGGCUGGGAGGACCUGGUGAGGCGAUGCAUGCAGAUGUUCCUCCAGCACAGCGAGGGACAGCCCUGGUCCUACAAACGUCACUAUCAAGAAGCUUUCCAUAAUGGUCAUGCGGAGACCCCACUCUACCGCUUCUCGCUCUCUGAUGGCACCCCAGUCACAGCCCAGACAAGGAGUGACCUCUGCAGGAAUCCCAACACCAACGAACCGCACUCGUUCUUGUCCACACACUUGCUACAAAGGGAGCAAAAUGGUUAUCGCGGAAAUCAAGGAGGAGGCAUGAGGCCCCAAAGCAUGGGUGUGAAUAACCCCAACCAACAGAUGAGCAUGGGCCCAGGAGGGGGCAUGGGCAUGAACAGGGGCUAUGGUAUGGCCGAACAAGGCAACAUGCCACAACAUGCACAUAGAGGAGUGCCCCCGUACGCUGGGGGCAACCGAAUGAAUCCCAUGAACCAGAUGAACCAGAUGAAUCCCAUGCAUCAGAUGAACAACAUGGGCCAAAUGAAUCAGAUGAAUCAGAUGAAUCAAAUGAAUUCCAUGCAUCCGAUGAACUCCCCCAUGAACUCGAUGAACCAAAUGGGGCCCAUGAAUCAGAUGGGCCACCAUGGCAUGCAUCAGCAGCAGCACCAGCAUCAACAGAUGGGUCAGUUCCACGGAGGAGGAGGGGGAGGACCCGGAGGCGGAGGGUACGGUUUGGGAAUGACCAGCCCGCCCCAGGCCAGUCCGGGGAUCAACGGCCCCACGCACAAUGUCAUGGGUUCGCCUAGAGUCCGAGGAAGCCCCAAGAUGGGUGCCAGCCCCUUCUCUCCUGGUGGUAUGAACUCUCCCAUGAGCUCCAGUCACCCUGGUAACUCAGGGGGGGGAGGGGGAGGUACUACCUUCUCCAGCAGCUCCUUGAAUGCCCUCCAAGCCAUUAGCGAGGGGGUGGGUAACCCGAUGCCCUCCCCACUCACUUCUCCUCCCCCUCACAAACCUGACAGCUCCCCGAGCAUCAACUCCACCAACCAGUCAGCAGGGGGACCAUGUAAACCAGGCCUCCCAGCCUACUCGGACUCCAAGAGCCCGGGCAGCUCACUCGUGGCUGGAGGAGAGCAGCAGUCUCAGCAGCACCCGCACACCCCAACAAGCGAGGGCCCUCCGGACAAGCCAGACAGCCAGGUCAGCAGAGAGAUGGGUCCGGCAGGCGGGGAAUCCAGUCGACGGGUCCCUGACAGCAGAUCUCACAAGAAGCUUCUGCAGCUCCUCACCUCUCCUACAGAUGAGUUGGUGCCAAUGAAUCACACGUCAGGCUCCGGAUCCUCCUCCGCGCCCGAGAGUAAAGAUGGCAUGGCGGCCGUCACCAGCCCCACUUCCUCAACAGGAGUGUCAUCCUCCACGGGCGGAAAUCACAGCACUGUGUCCUCCACCGGUGGCGCAGGACAUUUAACGAGUCAGUCGCUGCAGGACAAACACAAGAUCCUCCACAAGCUCCUCCAGAAUGGGAACACCCCCGACGAGGUGGCUCGCAUCACAGCUGAGGCCACUGGGAAGAGCAGCUUGGAUUCCGAGCCGGGGCCCGCUGCCUCUGGAGGAGUGAGGGGAUCCGAAUCAAAACAGGAGCAGCACAGCCCUAAGAAAGAGAAGCCCCACGCCCUCCUUCACUACCUCCUCAACAAGGACGACUCGAAAGAAGGCGGAGAUAUCAAGCCAAAGCUGGAGGAGCUAGAGGGGAGAGGAGCUCAGGGGGCAGGGGUCACCAGCUCCGAUCCCCACUGCAUGGAUGGAAAGGUCAAACUGGAGCCAUCUGAUGAGACGGAGACCCUGGAGACCAUCCUCGGUGUCCCAAGGAAAAACUCUGGUUUCUACCCUGAACCAGACUCCCGAGCAGGGAAGGAAGUGGGAAAUAAACAAGUGAAUAUGCCUGAAGCGGAGAAAGGCCCCGUGCCUCCAGCUCAGCGUGCUGUCUAUCAAAGAGCCUUGUCCAUGGAUGCCAAGCCCAUUGGUGGAGAGGGAGCCGUAGGAGGUGGGCUGGCUAUGAGGAGGAACGUCCCAUGCCCCACGUUGAUCAAACAGGAGAAUGUGGAUACUCCAAUCCGACCCGGGGGCUUACCCAAUGGCUUUCCUGGAGCCAUGGGUGUGUGUCCACCGCGGGGAAAUCCGACAAGAGGAGUGGGCAGAGGUAUGGGGAUGCCCCAGCGCCCUCCCAUGGCAGGGCAAGGGGAGUGGGGGAUGCCGAGGCCUGGCGGCAGUCCUGCGGCUGGACCAGGACACCCAGGCAUGGGCCGCUCUGGGCCAAUGGGAGGACCCAUGGUCAACCGCUCCAACAGUGUCCCUGCAAACACCAGGUCUAUGCUGCAGCAGCAGCUCAUGGAUAUGGGUGCCAACGAACCCAAUAUGAGCAUGAGCCCAUUUGGUGCACAUGGACUUCCACCUCGGUCCCCCUCCUGGCCUGACUCUGCUAUGGGAAUGGACAGACCACAGAGUAACACAAACAGGGAACAGUUUGCGCACCCCCUGGAUGAGUUACUGGGGCCCCUGGCCAGCAGCGAGGGCCCGAGUGAUGAGCGAGCGCUCCUGGACCAGCUGGACUCUCUGCUCAACACCACCGAUGUCAUUGCUCUGCAGGAGAUAGACCGAGCCCUCGGCAUCCCUGAAAUAGUUGGCCAGAACCAUGGGCCUGAAGGUCGUCCGCAAGGCCCGGAUCCAGGUCGGGGUCAGCGCCCGCCAUCGGAGUCUUUCCCAAGGCCAGAAUCCGCCAUAGGCAUGGAGCAGAAACCCAUGUAUGGCCAGGGCUACCCCGGGCCCCCUGGGCCUCCAGGGCCCCCCGCCAUGGGCAUGCAGGCUGCUUAUAGCAGCAACACAAUGCAAGCUCAGUCUCCCGGAGGCUUCAACCCUAUGAUGAACCAGAUGGGCCAAUCAGGGGGCUUCCCAGGCAUGGGGGGCAUGGGCAACCCCCGCGCAAACAUGAUGAGACCUCGCAUGAUGGCCACCAAGCCUCUCCGACUGCAGCUACAGCAGAGACUGCAAGGGCAGCAGUUUAUGAACCAGACUCGACAAGGCAUAAAGAUGGAAAGCGCCCCCGGAGGAAACCCUGCCAUGCGUCCAGGCAUGCAACCAGGCAUGCAACCAGGCAUGCAACCAGGCAUGCAACCAGGCAUGCAGACAGCCAUACAGCCAGGCAUGCAGCCCAGCAUGCAGCCUGGUAUACAGCCUGGUAUACAGCCUGGCAUGCAGCCUUCAGGCAUGGGUGGUCAACCUGGUUUCCUAAAUGCCCAGAUGAUGGCCCAGCGCAGCAGAGAGAUGAUGACCAUGCAGAUGAGGAGGCAGCGGAUGAUGAUGCUGAUGCAGCAGCAGCAGCAGCAGCAGCAGCAGCAGCAGCAGGGACAAGUAGCAACAGGAGGAUUCAGCCCUCCUCCAAACGUCACUGCACCAGGAGGAAUCGACAGCCCUAUGGCAGCCCCCCCCCUGAACCAACCUGGACAGCAGGGCUUCAACUAUGGAGGCAACUACGGGAUGAACCAGCAGGGGGACCCGACAUUCAUGGCUCCAGGCAGCAGCCCAUCAGGAACCAUGAUACAAGGACGGAUGGGGGGCCCUCCUCAGAGCCCCAUGAUGGCAGCAGGGAUGCAGGGAACCCCACAGGGAGCGCCCAUGUAUCCAUCUGGAGACAUGAAGAGCUGGCCACAGGGCAGCAUGCCUCGCAACAGCGCAUACCCCCAGCAACAGUUCCCCCAGCAGGGCAGCCAGGGCCAGUUUGGGCCCAUGAUGAUGAACAACUCCAUGGGUGGACCCGGGCCAGUCAGCGGGGCCGGUGCCGCACAGAUGGGACAGAUGCCAGGGCAGAUACAGGCCCACAUGGGCAUGAACUCUAUGGGAAUGGGUAGAAUGCCAAUGGGACCUGAUCAGAAGUAUUGUUGAGGACCUUUGGCUGAGCCUUGCAGCUGUAGCAGAGUGGCCUGGACCAGGAGAAGAGCCGGACACACACAUACGCACACACGGACACACACACACUCAAAAACACACUUCAGGAUUUCCCUUCAUGAAAUAUGACGCAGGAGACUCAACAUAACGUACUGUUCAUCCUGAAGGAAGUGGGCCACGAGGACAAGCCUGCAUCAGGUUUCAUCUCCAACUGAACCCUCACAAUCCUAUAUCUGUGUUUGUGCGUGCGUGUGUGUGUGUGUGUGUGUUUUCGCAUGAAUGACCUGCAGCUGUCGGGCAGUAUUUAGCGUCACGGUUGGGCUGCAAAAGUGGGACUAUGGUACAACUAGCUGUGGCCGCACUUUACCCGGAGGGUGCUGCGCGGAUUAAAGAUUGAUGCAAUAUUUCUUCAUCAUUAAAGCCUUACUAGAGAUUCAAUGCCUUCACAACAGUGGGUUUCUUUACUGUUUCCUUCUUAUCCUUUGGAUGCGCCUCAUUCUUCUUAAUGUCAUUGGAAGCUCGAAGCACAGUUUACUACGUUAUGCAGACCGGAGCAAUAAGUCUUGCCUCUAUGCUUGAGACUGUAACUGAGCAUCACCGCCCCUGUUAUAAGAAAACAAAUGGUACUGCAGUAUUAGAUGUCUCAACUGUCCCUCUGUGAACAUGAAUUGUAAAUAAUCUACAAAAUAUAUCAUACAUGCUUUUUAAAGGCCCAUUAUUGCACAAAGUAUGUGACCUGGUUGUAUUUUUGUGUCCCAUAGGUCGCUACUGGUUUGGUUGAUUUGCUUUUCUUUUCUUUUCUUUUUUUUGCCUUGACAAAUAUUGCAGGGUUUUUGGGUUUUCCUUUCCUUUUUUGUAAUUUAACCUAAUGCUGUAUUUUUUUUCUUUUUUAAAUUUUCCGAAAAAGUAAUUUCAAGUUUUUAGCGAGGCACUUUUUUAAUCGUGACAAAGAUCUGAUGAGUUGAAGGUUUUGAGCUUUCACUGUCGGAGAUUUUAUUGGAAAGUGGUGGAAAUGAAUUCUGUCAGUAGUGUCCAUUAUGUCAAAUUGCGUGUGUGUGUGUGUGUGUGUGUGUGUGUGUGUGUGUGUGUGUGUGUGUGUGUGUGUGUGUGUGUGUGUGUGUGUGUGUGUGUGUGUGUGUGUGUGUGUGUGUGUGUGUGUGUGUGUGUGUGUGUGUGUGUGUGUGUGUGUGUGUGUGUGUGUGUCCGUCCAUCCCAUUGUAGCGAUCUCUCUCCCUCCCACCAGCUUUUUCUGUCCAGUGUAUCUUAUUCACAGCGUCUUCUUUUUCUGUCUUCUUCUCGACUCGCUGAAUCUACCUUUUUUCAACACGCGCAAUCCAAAGAUAUUUUUCCACAUCUCUGUAUAGUUUCUAAGGUUUCUGGUGUACAUGUUUUUAUGAUGCGUUAUAUUAUUCUGAUGGUAAAUGGGUACAUAUCAUGGAUCUGUAAUCACAUAUGAUGGUUAUGUACUGUAAGCGUAUCGGCUAUCAGCGCAGUGCAAAAGGGGACCAGAAGGUCCCAACCCCGCAGCAGAAAGUUUUUACAUCCAGAGAAUAAAAUUUACAAAAACAGAAAAACAUAGCAUGUUUUGCUGUGAAAGACAAAUACCAAUGGAAUGAAAUCCUCUUAAAGACAUAUCGAUAUCUCUUCUAUUUUUGGGGGAGCAACUUCAUUUUAUGUGCAAAUUUUGUCACUUCAGGAAAAAGGAACUUUGUAGAGUUUGAAGUACAAAAAGAGGCAAAGAGAUAUUUAGGUUGGUUUCUCUUUUUCUUUGUGUGGAGGCAAGAUAAGCUGUCAUUUUACAGGAUGUAUAUUACUUUUUUUUUUCCUUUUGAUGUUGAUAUUGAUGUAAAUACAAAUUUCUAUUUAAACACU